UUCCCGCCAAAGAAAACUCCCGACCACGACAUUUUCCCGGUAAAUCCGCCAUCUUUAGCGCUUAUAUUCUUCCCUUUUUUACUGCCUUGCGCUUUCAAGACAAAAGUGAUCACAUUUCACAUUUCCAACUUUCCCCCCCUCUUGCCUCUCAUUUUAUCAUUAAUCGGGGAAAAUGGCACCGCCGAGACGGCAGAGCAAUGGCAGAUCUCCGCUCGUUAAUCAACAGAGCCAAAUCACUUCCUUCUUCACUAAAAGGAACUCUACUUCCCUCUCUCAUUCUCCUUCUCCCCCUCCUCUUGCCAAGCAGACCUCUAAACUCAACCCUAACCCUAAACCUAACCGCAGUCCAAGCAAAAGUCCCUGCCCUACUACUCCGUCUCCUCUCGAAUCCAGGCUUAAAAAGCCUCUCCUAGUCAUUGGGCAAUCACCUGUUCAAAGUCAUUCGUUGCUGAACAACAAAACGUUUGGCAAUGAAGUAGUCGAGAAGAGGCUAAGGGUUUACUGGCCGUUGGAUAAGGCAUGGUACGACGCCGUAGUGAAGUCUUUUGAUAAGAACAGGGGAAAACAUUUGAUUCUGUACGAUGAUUAUGAGGAGGAGGAGUUGGAUUUGGGGAAGGAGAAGAUUGAAUGGGUUGAAGAAACCGCGGGGAGGUUUAAGCGGUUGCGGCGUGGGGCUUCUUUGGUUUUUAAGAAAGUGGUGAUUGACGAUGAGGAUGUGGCGGAGAAUUUGAACGAAAAGAGUGACGAUAAUUAUGAUGAUCUUAGUGAUGAAGAUUGGGGGGGAAAUGCGGAGGAGGAAGUGAGCGAGGAUGCUGACGAGGAGGAAAUGGAUUUGGAGGAUGAGAAAGAGGAAGAGGAAGAAGAAGAAUUGGAGGAAGAGGUGGGAAAGAAAAUGUCGAAAAGAAAAGGCGGUGGAAAGGCUGAAUCAUAUAAACGGAAGGCGAGUGGCGUGGGGAAAUUGGAAUCUGGAAAGAAGAGUAAGAUCACUGCAAAUGCUAGUAGUAAGGAAAAGUUUAAGGCAUGGUUGGCGGAACCAGUGAAGAAAAUUGAAAUUGAGAAGGCAUCUAGUGAUUUUGACAAGGUUUUGAUAGCUGAUGGAUUAGAAAAGUUUGGGAAGCGUGAAGCUGAGAAGUUGCACUUCCUUGGACCAAAGGUGCGUAGAGAUGCAAAUAGGAAGCGUCCUGGAGAUGUAAACUACAAUCCAAAAACUUUAUACUUGCCUCCUGAUUUCUUGAAGAGCCUAUCAGGCGGCCAGAGGCAAUGGUGGGAGUUUAAGUCAAAACAUAUGGACAAAGUUUUAUUUUUCAAGAUGGGUAAAUUUUAUGAGCUUUUUGAAAUGGAUGCACAUAUAGGGGCAAAAGAACUGAAUUUGCAAUACAUGAAGGGGGAACAACCUCACUGUGGAUUUCCUGAGAGGAACUUCUCUAUGAACGUGGAGAAAUUAGCUCGGAAGGGUUAUCGAGUGCUUGUAGUAGAGCAAACAGAAACUCCUGAACAGCUGGAGCUUCGUCGGAAAGAGAAAGGUGCCAAGGAUAAGGUUGUCAAGCGUGAAAUAUGUGCUGUGGUUACUAAAGGAACCCUAACUGAAGGUGAAAUGCUGUCGGCAAAUCCUGACCCUUCUUACCUCUUGGCAGUGACCGAAAGCUGUCAAAGUUCAACAAGCCAUAGUGACAGGGUUUUUGGUGUGUGUGCCGUUGAUGUUGCAACCAGCAGGAUUAUUAUUGGACAGUUUGAGGAUGAUUCUGAGUGCAGUGCACUGUGUUGUCUAUUGGCUGAGCUAAGACCAGUAGAACUUAUAAGACCCGCUAACCUGCUCAGUCUUGAAACUGAGAGGGCAAUGCUGAGACAUACAAGAACUCCCUUAGUGAAUGAGUUGGUUCCAUCUGCAGAAUUUUGGGAUGCGGAAAAAACUGUUCAUGAAGUCAAAACCAUCUACAAAUGUGUUAAUGAUCAACCAGCCGCUAGAUCUGUUAAUGAUGUGGGCACAGAUGCUUCUAAUUCUACCAAGGAUGAUGAGUUGGGCUGCCUGCCAACUGUUCUUUGCAGUUUACUGAGUGCUGGUGCAAAUGGCAGCCUAGCGCUCUCAGCUCUUGGAGGCACUCUUUAUUACCUGAAACAGGCCUUUCUAGAUGUGACAUUACUUAGAUUUGCGAAGUUUGAAUCGCUUCGAUCCUCUGGAUUCAGUGGUAUUGCUCAAAAGCCUUAUAUGCUUCUUGAUGCUGCGGCCCUUGAGAACCUUGAGAUCUUUGAAAACAUUCUAAAUGGAGACUCUUCUGGGACACUCUAUGCACAAUUGAAUCACUGUGUAACUGCAUUUGGGAAGAGGUUGCUAAGAACAUGGCUUGCUAGACCGUUAUAUCAUACUCAUUUAAUUAAGGAGCGGCAAGAUGCUGUAGCAGGCCUAAAGGGUGAAAAUCUAUCAUAUUCCCUUGAAUUUCGAAAGGCAUUGUCCAGUCUUCCUGACAUGGAGAGGCUACUCGCACGUAUAUUUGCUAGCAGUGAGGCUAAUGGAAGAAACGCAAAUAAAGUUGUUUUAUAUGAAGAUGCAGCAAAGAAGCAACUCCAGGAAUUCAUAUCAGCGCUACGUGGUUGUGAACUAAUGGUCCAAGCAUGUUCUUCCCUUGGUGUUCUGGAAGAUGUGGAAUCUACACAGCUUCAUCAUUUGCUAACCACCGGUAAAGGUCUUCCAAAUAUCCAUUCUAUUCUUAAGCAUUUCAAAGAUGCGUUUGAUUGGGUUGAUGCAAACAAUUCUGGACGUAUAAUACCUCAUAAAGGAGUUGAUCUGGAAUAUGACUCAGCAUGUGAAAGAGUUGAGGAGAUUGAAUCUAAUUUGACAAAACACCUUGAGGAACUGCGGGAGUUACUUGGAGAUUCAUCAAUCACCUAUGUCACAGUUGGAAAAGAUGAAUAUCUAUUGGAAGUGCCAGAAAGCCUGCGUGGGAGUGUACCUCGAGAUUAUGAGUUACGUUCAUCCAAAAAGGGCUUUUUCCGUUAUUGGACUCCAUCUAUCAAGAAGUUCCUGGGAGAACUCUCGCUGGCUAAAUCUGAAAAGGAGACGGCUUUAAAGAACAUUCUCCAGAGGUUAAUUGGACAAUUCUGCGAGGAUCACAAUAAAUGGAGGCAACUAGUUUCAACAACUGCCGAACUGGAUGUACUGAUCAGUCUAGCAAUUGCAAGUGAUUUUUAUGAAGGGCCAACGUGUCGUCCUCGUAUCUUGGGCUCUCCAUGCCUUUCUGCAAAAGGUUUAGGACAUCCUAUUCUUACAAGUGAUUCUAUGGGCAAAGGUUCAUUUGUGCCCAAUGACAUCACUAUUGGGGGUUCUGGCCAUGCAAGUUUUAUCCUUCUUACCGGUCCUAAUAUGGGUGGAAAGUCGACUCUUCUUCGCCAAGUUUGCUUGGCCACGAUUUUGGCCCAGGUAAAUAUUUUCUUCCUACUUAUUGUAGAUUGUCUCAUUGUGUUCAUUGACCCUCAUGCGUGGCUUCUCCCCAGGUCGGAUGUCCCUGCAGAACAUUUUGAACUAUCUCCUGUUGACAGAAUCUUUGUUCGGAUGGGUGCCAAAGAUCAUAUUAUGUCAGGACAGAGUACAUUUUUAACUGAGCUUUCAGAAACUGCAUUAAUGCUGUCCUCAGCAACUCCACAUUCACUUGUGGCAUUAGAUGAACUUGGACGUGGAACAUCAACUUCUGAUGGACAAGCCAUUGCGGAAUCAGUUCUUGAACAUUUUGUGCACAAGGUGCAGUGUCGAGGAAUGUUUUCAACACACUACCACCGUUUAGCUGUGGACUAUCAAAACAAUUCCAAGGUCUCUCUCUUUCAUAUGGCAUGCCAAGUAGGAAAUGGAGUUGAAGGUGCUGAGGAGGUUACAUUUCUUUACAGAUUGACCUCUGGUGCCUGUCCAAAAAGUUAUGGUGUAAAUGUUGCUCGGAUAGCUGGGCUUCCCGACACAGUGCUAAGAACGGCUGCUAGUAAGUCAAGAGAAUUCGAGACUGCAUACGGGAAACACAGAAGAAAGGGAUGUGAAGACAGCUUGCCGGAUAAGAUGGUAGGUUUCAUUCGAGAAUUGAUGGGGCAAAGCACAAGUGAGGGCACUUGUAUUAGUUCCUUGAUUGAACUUCAACAAAGGGUAAGGAUGGUUGUGCAGCAACAUUGAUGGAAUGCUUUGGCUGUGGAUAUAGUGAUGUGAAUAUGAUUCUGACUAGUGUCCACCGUUUUUGUCAAGUUUGGCUGGUCUGAGAAAACAUAUUAGUUUGGUUAGCUGGGAAGGGUGAAAUGGGGUGACCGCCAUUUUUG
Messenger RNA from Hibiscus syriacus, 4290 nucleotides. Its product is annotated as DNA mismatch repair protein MSH6-like. The record is from RefSeq and is a predicted model, not a curated record. Gene Ontology annotation, cellular component: nucleus. Lineage: Eukaryota; Viridiplantae; Streptophyta; Magnoliopsida; Malvales; Malvaceae. Gene Ontology annotation, molecular function: ATP binding; mismatched DNA binding; ATP-dependent DNA damage sensor activity. Gene Ontology annotation, biological process: mismatch repair.